GCUGCCAUUGGCUCCGGCGGGAGCGCUGACCGCCAGCCGCCUCCGAACUAUUUCCUGUUGCUGCAGCGUUAAUGCUAAACAGACCUUGCUCUCUCUUCCCUCGCUCCAGCCAAAGUGCAGCGGCUCUGCCGCCGCCGCCUUCCCACCCCGAUGCCAAGCAUGUGUUGUCCCUGGAGCCGCUGAGAAGCGCCAGGCACAGGAUGGAGGGUCGCCGGAGGGACAUGGAGCUGAUCAGCAACAGCAUGGCCGCGUACGCCCACAUCCGAGCCAACCCCGAGAGCUUCGGGCUCUACUUCGUGCUGGGCGUUUGCUUCGGGCUGGUGCUCACGCUGUGCCUGCUGGUGCUGCGCCUGUCCUGCCGGCCCUCCCCGCGGCCCCCGGCGCGCCCCGGCGACCUCAGCGAGGAUGACGAGGACGACGAGGAGGACGAGGACGAAGAGGACACGGUGGACCGCGCAGCGUCUGAGUCGCUGCUGCCGGUGACCGAGAUCCCGCUGGAGAGCCACAGCCCCGGGGACGGGGCGCUGGCCGUGAACGUGUUCGCGUCGGCCGAGGAGCUGGAGCGGGCGCAGCGGCUGGAGGAGCGGGAGCGCAUCAUCCGCGAGAUCUGGCGCAACGGGCAGCCCGACAUCCUGGGAUCCGGCACCAUCGGCACCCUGGGCCGCGUCCACUACUACUGAGCCCGGCAGCUGCCCUGGCACGGUGUCUGCUCGCCCACAGCUGACCCCACACCGUGCCCGGAGGGACCAGGAGGACAGGGGGGCUGCUCUCUGCAGCCGGCGGAGCUGCCUUGAACUGUCCCUGCACCACGGAGAGCCAGACCCCACUGUCACAGGCACCCCCGGGGCUGGACUCGCCCCUGCCACUGCACUUUGAGCCAUUGGUACGACGGCUGGCAUCAGCCGAGCAGCUGGGGACGAGGGCAGAGGGACAAGGAGCGGGCAGCCCUGGCUGUCCGGCUCAGUCGGGAUGUGGCGGGGGUUUCUCCCCGUGGGGCAGGGCCGGGCUGUACGUGGGCUCCUGCCCCACUAACAUGGUGCUUUUGUACACGAACUAGAGCCCAGCGUGGCGGGUCGGGCGUUUUGGGGACCCUGGACACAGAGCCGAUCUCGGCCCCUCCCCGAACCAAUUCCCUUCCCGGCCCCACUAAAAUUAGCCGGGACUUUUCCGGCACCGCCCGCCGUGACCCAACGCCCUCCGGCCGGACCAAGGCGGAUGUUCCCGCUGGACUCCGGGCCGGCCGCUGCUCCCCAGGGAUGCGGCAGCUCCCGCCGGGCUGAGCCGCAUCCUGCCCCACUCCCAGCCCAGCCCCGCGGGGAGCCGGGCCCCGCUGCCCCCUCCCCGGCAGAUUUAUAAAAAUAGUUCCUUCCCAGGCUGGUUCCCCCCCGCUGCCAAAGGCAGCAGGAUCCAGAUGUUUUCCAGAUGUUCUUCAGUGGCUGGAGGCCAGGUUGUGCUGGGACUGGAGCUGGCCUGGAAAACUGUGCGGGGGUGGAGGAGGAGGAGGAGGGGGAAGAGGAAGAGGAGGCCCUGCCCCAACCCUGCCCCGGGCCCUGGUGGGACCCCUUGUGCCAUGGUGGGACUCUGUGCCCAACAGGACCAGCCCAGCCCUUCAGGGCCGUGGCAGCCAUCAGUGGAGACCUGAGCAGUCCCCACACAGCACUUUGUACUCUAAAUAGUUUAUUUUAAACAAUUUCUAUAGGUCCAGGGGCUGUUGUGCUUCGAGGAGCAGCGUCUGGGUGUGGAGUGGGCAUUUGUACCCGAUGGGUGCAGAACCGGGCUGGGGGCAGCGAGGUUGGGGGGGCUCCAUGUGCCACCCCCCUGCCCCAUGCCAUGGGUGGGCACUGCAGUCCCCCCAUGCUAACAGGGCAGCCCCUUCCUCACUCGCUCGAUCUCCACCUGUGGGGAGAGGCUGUGAUUGUUGGGGGGCACAGGGGACCCCAGGACACAGCAGCCCCUCCCAGGGACCCACCUGCAGUGCCUGGCGCUGAGUCCGCUCCUGGCUCAGCUCCUGCCGCAGGUCCUGCAGGUCCCUCCUGCAACAUGCCAGGAUGGCUCAGCUGGGGCCAGAACAAGCAGCAAACAGCCAGGAGUCACUGGGGACUCCCCACACCCCCAUCCCCACUCACAGGUGCUGGACCCGCAUCAGGUCCACAAGGAUGUGCAGGGUCCGGACCUCAGCCUUCAGAUCCUCCAGGGCCAGUGACCUCCCCUCCAACGCCUCCAGCCCUUCUGUGCUCCAUGAUGGGACAGGCACCUGCCCCGUUCUGGGGACAGGGACACAGAGGGCAGCACAGGGCAGCCCCUGGGGCGGUUCCCCCCCAAGGUGACUCCCUGUGCUCCCCAGGACAAUGCUGGGUGGCCGCUGGCCGGGUAUUCGUGGCCGUGUGGCUGUUGGGUGGCUCAGCCUGGCUGUGGUAACUGCCACCAUGUUGAAGCCAUUGGUAUCUGCCAAGGAAAGAACAGGAAUCAACACCUGGUGCUGGGCAGGGCCCAGCCACCCCUGCAGCCCCCUGCAUCCUACCUGGGUCACUGCCUCUGCCCUGCUCCAUGUCAGGUGAGGCACUGAGCUGGGGCUCACUGGGCCUGGGGGACAGCAGAGGUGUGAAGUGACACAGCCAGGGAGCUGCCAGCGCCAUGCCAGGGCCAGCCAUGAACGUGGUGCUGGCCCUGGGACAUCGCAGUGGCCCUGGACACCCUAGCACAGCCACAUGUUUCUUACUUGGUGGCCAGCACAGGGGCUGGUUUGGUCUUGGCAGGAACGGGGGGCGCAGGAGCCGCCCUCUUGGUGAGUGGGAUCUUGAUCGGCUCCAUCCUCGCUGGUGCUGGGAGCUCUGGGAAGAGGCAGGAGCAGGGCUGGGGCUGAGAUAGCAGAGACAAGAGUGGGGCAGGAAGCGCUUCCUGCUCGUGACAUGCCCUGGCCCAGGAGGCCCGUCCCAGACACAUCCCUGCCCUUCCCUGUCCUCCAGGAUUCACUUGGGGGGUGCUCCCUGUCCUUGCCCUCCUUGUCCUUCACUGUGGUUGCAGCUGCCAGGGUGCAAAGGGGCUCAUCAGGUGCUGGGGAGGAUCCAUGUCACAGCUCUCCCAGCCCCGCAGCAGCCCCGCACUGGCGCCGCUGUGGUCGGCGCUUCCUCUGCAUGUGGCAGACCAGGCAGCUGCAAAGUUCCCCUGAGCAGCAGCCCUGCAGCACGGGAUGUCAUCCCAGCACCAUCCACAGCAGCAUCCCUGCACCUCUGAACCAUGGGGUUACACCAGGACAGGCCCACUGGCACGGUGACAUACAGGACAGCAGGCCAUGGGUCUGUUCUCAUGGCAGGCCCCCUGUUCUCAUGGCAGGCCCCCUGUCCCCAUGGCAGGUCCCCCUGUCACCUUGGCUGGCCACACCAUCACCGUGCUGGGUCACCAUGUCCCUGUGGAGGGCCAGCAGCCGUGAUGCUGCCCGGUCCCUGCUGCUGCCACCAGCACAGCCCUUGCCACAGAGGCCUCGCAAACACCAGAAAUGGUGCUGGAAUGACCCACCCAAAGACACGGCCGAAGCCCCAAGGGCCGCAGGGAUGAGGACACCCCCAUGGAAGGCCCCAGUGCUCCUUUGCUCCAGGGGCACAGGGGUGCUGGGCCGAGCAUCCUGCCAGCCCCUGACUGGCAGCUCUCCUGGAGCCCAGUCCGGCACAGCCCUGGAGCAGUGUGAUCACACACAGGUGCUGCCCUUGGGACGAUCCCCGUGCGCAGGACCCUCGGAGCUGCGGCUGCUCCGUCCUACCUGCCGGGAUGGGGCUGCCUCCGAGGCUGAGCCGUGCCGAGGCUGAGCCGAGCCGUGCCGUGCCAGGCUGUCCCGGCCCCACACCGUGCACGUGAUGCCGGAGGAAAUCGGCUCCGCGCUGGGAAGGAAGUUGAGGCAGAGCGCAUCUGGGUGCUGGUCCACACCGCAUCCCUGUGCCCCACCAGGGGACUCCUGCUCCCCAAACCCCCCUCGUGCCCUUCCCGGGGCUGCCCGGCCAUCCCAGCGGGAUUCCAAGGCUCUCAGCACGGCAUGGACACCAGGGCCACACUCACGGGACUCUGUGCUGGGACACGGUGGGACUGGAGGGCACCGGGCACUUGGAGCACAGGCAGGGCUGGCACAGCAGAGCCCCAAAGAGCCCAGUGUUUCCUGGCCAGCCCCAGCUUGGAGCUCCCACCCAUAUUCUGCAGCCCUGGGCAGGGCUGGGCCAUCAGUGCCACCACAGGCUCGGUGCUGGCACUGGGGUCCCGCUGUGACAGAGCUGCAGGGGGAGCUGGGGCCAGCGCAGUGCGGGGACAGGCGCCAGGCCAGGACCACAGCCGGCCCACGGUGACAGCUCACCUCAGCCAGCUCUGUCACCUUCGGCUGGAGGGGAAGUGAAACCCAAACCACAGAGAGGCCAAAACCCACACAACAAGGUGCAGGGGAUGGUGCAGCCACACUGCAGCUGUCCCUCUGCAGGGCCUGAAGGGUCAGUGAUCCUUCAGUGACAGCAGGGAUCCUGGCCAGUGCCUGGUCCAGGACACAGCAAUACUGAACUGGGAGCAGGGAGGGGGGCUGGGAAUCAGCCCUGGGGCAGAGAAGGACAGAAGAGAUUCCACUGCAGAGCAGGAGGCUGUGCUCCCCUGCUGUGGCCACUCAGGCCAAGGAGCUGGGAACACUGAGCACCCAUUUCCUGAGGCUGGCUCAAGGCUGAGUGUAAAGGGAAGCACCAACUGUUAACCCAGCACUGUCCAAACAGCUCUUGGCCAACACUGUGACCCAGAGCAGCCAGGAAAGCUGAAUUCCUGCAAAGGCUGCACUCCCCAGCACCCUCGGGAUGGCAGCGAUGGAGAAGCAGCUGCUGCUGGGCACCAGCAAGGGCAGAGCACGGGGCUGCAGCUGCCCAGCAGCAGGAUCAGCCUGUGUGCUCUGGGAGGAGCUCAGGUGUGGGAAGGAUGGAGCUGGUCCCGUGCACAGAUGACACAAACCCUGCUGGCAGCAGGUGGGGGAAAGACCUGUGGCUGUGCCACCACUGUCCCCAGGCAAUUACUGCCAAAAAGGGGCUGAAUGAUCCAUUAAUGCAGAAAACCCAACAGGGAGCUGCUCCCCUGUUGCUCCAGGCACUUGGUCCUCUCAGGCUUCCCCCCUGCAACUCAGGACACAAACCAAGCAGAGUUACACCUACAACUUAUUUUAUUGUAUUUUAUUUGCAUAAACAAACUUCGGGGCUUUGCUAAACAGGAACUGUUCAAGUCAAAACAAACCAAACUCUAGCUGGUGUGUGGGGAACAGCACAGCAAUCCUGGGGAGAGGGACAGGGGGAGCACAGGCACGGCUGUGCCUCCCUGCCCAGGCUCAUGACCUGGCCGGGAACUCUCCACAAACUACUCCAGAAUAUCUUUAAAGUAGAAGAUAAAAAGAAAUGCAUCCUAAGGGCCGUCCUCAACCAGCUCAGGAGGAAUCUGCCUUUUGGUUUUAUAAAAAGAUUAAUAAAAAAUAUUGAAAAAUUUUCAUCUCCAUUUAUAUUUUUCCCCAAGAAGAAUUCGGAAGUUCCUUAGAAAACUGUGUCACCUUGGAAAGGGCACUCGAGUCACAACCAGCUGCAGGGAGGGGACACAAAUGCUACAAGCAAUUUGGGGUCCAGCACACACCAGGCCUAAUAGUGAACACAAAGAGUGGCCAGAAGUAGGGUGUAUUUUUUUUUUCUCUUUUAAACCAUGCUAAUUUUGUUAACUUCAAACAUAAAAGGAAAACAAUCAUUUUUAAAAGGCCCUAAACUCAACUGUUACAUUAAAAAAAAGUUAAAAAAAAAAAAAA
Messenger RNA from Catharus ustulatus (Swainson's thrush), 5797 nucleotides. RefSeq names its product eva-1 homolog B (gene EVA1B). The coding region runs from base 72 to 680 and encodes 202 amino acids. The transcript is spliced from 3 exons. NCBI's taxonomy places the organism in Eukaryota, Metazoa, Chordata, Aves, Passeriformes, Turdidae. The record is from RefSeq and is a predicted model, not a curated record.